UAGCUGCACCCUCCACCGAAACGCUUAAACCCUAAUAAUACCACACGGGCACACAGACACUCUCUGAAAUCAAAUCGGGCAUGGCUAAACUAUCAAACCCAGCGAGCACCGAUGCCAACUCCAGCAAGAAGAGCAAGAAGAAGAGGAACAAGUCAGGCCCCAACGCCGUAGCCAUGAAAGUGCAGGCCCCAAAGCCCAACCCUUUCGAGACCAUUUGGUCCCGCAGAAAAUUCGACAUACUCGGAAAGAAGCGCAAGGGAGAAGAGCGCCGUAUCGGACUCGCUCGCUCCCUCGCCGUUGAAAAGAGGAAGAAGACGCUGCUGAAGGAGUAUGAGCAAAGUGGGAAGGCUUCGGUGUUCUUGGAUAAGCGUAUUGGGGAGCAAAACGAUGCACUCGGCGAGUUCGAUAAGGCUAUUCUGCGGUCUCAGCGUGAGCGUCAGUUGAAAGUGAAUAAAAAAAGCAAAUAUAACUUAUCAGAUGGAGAAGAAGAAGAUUUUGAAAUCCAUGGCCUUGGUGCAUUGUCCGAAAGGGAUGAUUUUGAGGAUGAAAUGCUGCCUGAUGAUGAUGACCAUGAUGGUGAAGCCCCUGAGAGGUCAGUGAUGCUAAAGCAACUUCAUGCUCAUAAGACAGAGAAUCGACUGGAAAGGGGUCUGGUUGAAGGAGAGGAAAAUAAACACAAAAGCAAGAAAGAAGUGAUGGCAGAGAUUAUCUCAAAGAGCAAAUUUUUUAAGGCCCAAAAAGCCAAAGAGAAGGAUGAAAAUGAACAUUUGAUGGAAGAAUUGGACAAAAACUUCACAUCCUUAGUGCAGUCUGAGGCGUUAUUAUCGUUAACUGAACCAGGAAAGAUGAAUGCUUUGAAGGCUCUUGUAAACAAGGGCAUCCCAAAUGAGCAAAGGAAGAAGGAUGAGUCAUGUAGAACUCAAAAAAUAGAAACUAUUAAUCAGGAUCAACCCGAUUCUUAUGACAAACUUGUCAAAGAGAUGGGACUGGAAAUGCGUGCUCGCCCCUCAGACAGGACUAAGACUCCUGAAGAGAUUGCUCAGGAGGAGAGAGAACGACUAGAGCGUUUGGAGGAAGAGCGACAGAAGAGAAUGCUUGCUCCUGAUUAUUCCAGUGAUGAAGACAAUGAUGAUGCUGAGAAACAGUCUACCCAGGGGCUAAGAUCCAUAUCUGGGGAUGAUCUAGGUGAUUCCUUCUCACUCGAAGAGCAGCCCAGGACCAAAAAGGGUUGGGUUGAUGAGGUUCUUGAAAGAAGGGAUGAGAACAAUUUUGAGAGUGAAGCUUGUGAUUCUUCUGGUGAUUCAGAAACUGCUGAAGAUCAAGGUGAUGAAGAAGAAUCCGAUGAAGAUAAUGAGGAAGGUGAAAGCAACCUAUCUUUGAAGGACUGGGAACAAAGUGAUGAUGAUAAUCUUGACACGGAUUUGGAAGACGAUAAAGAAGGUGAAGAAGAACUUGAUGAUGAUGAUGAUGAGCAAUGGAUGGGGCCAAGAGAUCAGAAAAAGGCAGAGAACAAUGAUACUUCUAAAACUAGUAAGACAGAUAAAGAUACUUCAGAAGCCAAGAAAAUAAAAGCAGAUGGUAGAAACCUUUCAACUCAAGCAGACCUUCCCUACUUAAUUGAAGCUCCGACGAGUUUUGAAGAGUUAUCUUCAUUGUUAGACAAUCGCUCUAAUACUGAAAUUGGGUUGAUAAUCAAUCGAAUUCGGGCAAGCAAUGCAAUCAAGCUUGCAGCAGAAAAUCGAAAGAAAAUGCAAGUGUUUUAUGGUGUACUACUUCAGUUUUUUGCCAUCUUAGCAAGUAAAAAGCCUUUAAAUUUCGAGCUACUAAAUUUGCUGGUGAAGCCAUUAAUGGAGAUGAGUGUGGAGAUUCCUUACUUUGCUGCAAUAUGUGCUCGUCAAAGGAUAUUACGGACUCGAUCACAACUUUGUGAGAGCAUCAAAGACCCAGAAAUUAGCAGUUGGCCUUCAUCAAAAACGUUAUUUCUUUUAAGGCUCUGGUCCAUGAUAUUCCCUUGCUCUGACUUUCGUCAUGGGGUCAUGACUCCAGCAGUAUUGUUGAUGUGUGAAUAUCUGAUGCGCUGUCCUAUUGUGUCGGGUCGUGAUAUUGCAAUUGGAUCUUUCUUAUGCUCUAUGCUUCUCUCUGUCACUAGACAAUCUAAGAAGUUCUGUCCUGAAGCAAUAAUGUUUCUCCGAACUUUGCUGAUGGCAGCUACAAACAGGAAACAUGUUUCAUGUCAGGAUUCUCAAUUUUAUCAUCUUAUGGACUUCAAAGCAAUCAGGCCAUUACUUUGCGUACGUGAUUGUGAAGUUGAGAGUAGUCCUCUGAAUUUCACAACGAUAAUGGACAUGCCUGAGGACUCACCUUUUUUCACCUCUGAUAACUUCAGGGCAAGUGUGCUGGUAACUGUGAUUGAAACCCUACGUGAAUAUGUAAACACUUACGAGGGAUUGAGUUCCUUUCCUGAAAUGUUCUUGCCGAUUUCGAUGUUGUUAUUUGAAGUGGCACAGCAGGAAAACAUUCCCUAUGUGUUGCAAGAUAAAUUUAAAGACGCUGCACAACUCAUUAAGACUAAAGCAGAGGAACAUUACAUGCUACGGCGACCACUUCAAAUGCGGAAGCAGAAGCCACAGCCUAUCAAACUACUGAAUCCAAAAUUAGAGGAGAACUUUGUGAAGGGGAGAGAUUAUGAUCCAGAUCGUGAACGGGCUGAGAGCAGAAAGUUGAAGAAACUUUUAAAACGUGAAGCUAAAGGGGCAGCUCGUGAAUUGCGUAAAGACAAUUCUUUCUUAUUUGAGGUGAAAGAAAAAGAGAAGAGACUGGUGGAAGAAGAAAGAGCCGAGAAGUAUGGGAAGGCUUUAGCUUUCCUUCAAGAGCAAGAACAUGCUUUCAAAUCUGGGCAAUUAGGAAAAGGCAAUAAGAGGAAGAGAUGAAGCAGACUUUUCAUGGUGUGUUAGACGUUGUCUAGUUUAGAAAGUAUUUAGGUAUACAUAGUGGCAUUGAUUCCCAUGUCCUCUUGUUGUAGCCUUUUGUAAUUCGGAUAUUUGAUCGCAUUGAGUUGAAGCCUGGAAUUGGAAUUAGAGGCUCAAUUUCAAUUGACCGUGCUAACAUUAUUACAUUCUCACAUUGAGUCUAGCCAAGCAAAAGCAGUCAAAUAAUUUGGUGAA
Molecule: messenger RNA, 3164 nt
Organism: Alnus glutinosa
Lineage: Eukaryota; Viridiplantae; Streptophyta; Magnoliopsida; Fagales; Betulaceae
Exons: 14
Coding region: 81-2930 (949 amino acids)
Biological process (GO): maturation of SSU-rRNA
Cellular component (GO): Noc4p-Nop14p complex; small-subunit processome; nucleolus
Source: RefSeq, a predicted model, not a curated record